Penicillium nucicola is the source of this 1260-nucleotide messenger RNA. Its product is annotated as ubiquitin-protein ligase RMD5. The coding region runs from base 1 to 1260 and encodes 419 amino acids. Gene Ontology annotation, biological process: proteasome-mediated ubiquitin-dependent protein catabolic process. Lineage: Eukaryota; Fungi; Ascomycota; Eurotiomycetes; Eurotiales; Aspergillaceae. The record is from RefSeq and is a predicted model, not a curated record. The transcript is spliced from 4 exons. Gene Ontology annotation, molecular function: protein binding; ubiquitin protein ligase activity. Gene Ontology annotation, cellular component: GID complex; nucleus; cytoplasm.
AUGGAAGUAGUCCAGAAAGAGCAUGACCGGCUCAUGAAGAGGCUCAAGGCUUCUCAAGGCAUUAAGAAUGUCCAGUCGACAAUCGAACUUCUGCAAUCUGCCCGAGAUGCCAUAGCUGCUGACCCCGAGUCGGCGCCGGUUACUAUGGCCAAGCUCCAGACGCCAGUUAAAUCGUCAUUUGACUCGAUCAACGACAGCUUGAAGGAAACCCAUAGUGGCUUGAACAAAUAUACCAAAUCUCUCGAUAAGCUCUUCAAAGACCGUCCUCUUCCAAGCACCGAUCACGAUGCCCUCUCCUCACAAGAAAACCUGAUCAACCGCGCGAUUGCGAUGCACCUCCUCCGGGAGGGUCAGUUCGGCGUCGCCGCCACCUUCCUCUCCGAGAUCUCCGAUCGUGAAACGAACAGUACACAACAGAAAGGCGAGAGCGCCAGUGCGAGUGCCACCACAAACCUACUCGACAUCGAUGAAGUCCCCUCGACCGAGAUUAGAAAGCAGUUCGCCUCCAUGUACUACAUUCUCCAACAACUACAAGAACACAAGAACCUCCUACCAGCAAUCGAAUGGUCGAGGGAACACCGCCAGGCUCUGGAAGCGCGAGGCAGCAAUCUGGAAUUUGAGCUUUGUCGUCUCCAAUAUGUGUGGCUAUAUCACGGCGGAUCGAGUGGUCAAGACGGGCCAGCAGGCUGGCAGGAAGCUCUCGCAUACGCCCGUCGUGAGUUUUAUGUGUUUGUUCCACGAUACCUACGAGAAGUGCAGCAGCUUGUUGGUGCCAUGGCCUAUUCGCCCAACCUCGAAGCUUCCCCUUAUGCGUCUCUCUUCAAUACUGCCUCCGCAUGGGACGACGUGGCCCACUUCUUCACGCGCGAGUUCUGUUCUCUCCUCGGCUUGUCCGCAGACUCCCCACUUUACAUCGCUGCCACUGCCGGUGCAAUCGCAUUGCCAACGCUGCUGAAAUUACAGACUAUCAUGCGAGCGAAGCGCACCGAGUGGACAUCCGAGAACGAGCUUCCUGUAGGAAACCCCCGCCACGCUGUUUAUGUCGAAAUAUCCCUCCCACCUUCCUACCUCUUCCACUCGAUCUUUGUCUGUCCCGUAUCCAAGGAACAAGCCACAGACGAGAAUCCGCCCAUGAUGAUGCCUUGUGGACAUGUCAUCGCAGAGGAAUCACUGAAGCGUCUUGGUAAGAGCAACCGGUUCAAAUGCCCAUACUGUCCAAGCGAGAGCCACCCCAAGGAUGCGCGCAAAGUGUUCCUGUGA